AUAGCUCCUCAGCUGAAAUGCACCACCUGCUGCCUCCCCAUGCUCACAUCCACUGUUUGGUCUCCGUAAGUGCUCAGCAAUGGUUCGUGAAUGUCAGUGGCUGCCAUUUCUUCUGCAUGGAGGAAUUCAGCGUCACACCUUUCCUUCACCUGCACCUCCAUGUCAGGCCCAUUUUGUCAGUGCUGCCACCUGUCACACAGCAACGCAACGGAAUGGAAUAUUGGUGGGAAGGUUCAACCUUUACUUCCACACUACCAACGUUUGACGUUGAGGGCCAUCAUAACACAAUAACUUUUGGAGCAGCCCUUGUAUAUCUGAAGACCCUUUACAACAAGCACCUCUAUAAGGAUUUAGGAGAACUUCAGGACUUCUUUUUCUGUUUUGGACAGAGCGAGCCAACAGUUUGCUUUCAUUUUAACCUGGCCUUGUUGGAGGGUGAGUUAAGACACGGUAGAAGCUGACAGCCCUUUGCUCCACACACCGAACUGAGCACAAACUGACCGUCAGAGAGACACAGCUGACCGCCCGUGGGUCCGGGUUUGGGGCGGGUACAGAGCGAACUCGGGGAGGGAAGGGGGCGGUGAGGAAGGGUGGUGGCGGGAGGGCGGGUCGCACCGCCUGGGGCUGAUUGGCCGCCCAGUUUAUAAGAGCUUCCCGACCGGGACGGCGGGGGUUGUUUGCCGAGGCCGGGGUGCUCCGUGGAGCCGUGUGUGGAGCCGACCCAGCGGAGUGCCCGCGGCGCCAUGCGGCGCGCCAGCCGAGACUACACCAAGUACUUGCGCGGCUCCGAGGAGGUGGGCAGCGGCACCGCCCACGAGAGCGCCCCGCCGCCGCCGCCAGCGCCGCCGCUGCCGGCACACCCGCACCCGCCGCCCGCCUCCCGCUCCCUCCUGGCCGCCCUCGUCCUGUUGGGGCUGGGACAGGUGGUCUGCAGCGUCGCCCUGUUCCUCUAUUUCCGAGCUCAGAUGGACCCUAGUAGAAUUUCAAAAGAAGAUGCACACUGUGUCAGAAUGCUUUUCAGAUCUCAAGAGAGUAUAGACUUGCAAGACAUGCCCUUUGAAAAUCAAGAGGUGAAGUUAAUGCCAGAAUCAUGCAGAAGGAUGAAGCAGGCUCUCCAAAGGGCUGUGCAGAAGGAAGUCCAGCGUAUUUUGGGAAAAGAGCCACCAAGACCAGAAAAAGCUGCAAUGGAGGCAAUAGGAAUGGAACUGUACAGGAGAAAUAAGCCAGAGAAGCAACCUUUUGCCCAUCUCAUUAUUGAUGAUAAGAAUAUUCCAACUGGAACUCGCAAAGUGAACCUUACAUCUUGGCAUCAUGACAAAGGCCAGGCAAACUUAUCAAAUAUGACGUUCAGUGAUGGGAAGCUGAUUGUUAAUCAAGAUGGAUUUUACUACCUUUAUGCCAACAUUUGUUUUAGACAUCAUGAAACUUCAGGAAACCUGACUAAAAGAGGGCUUCAGCUGAUGGUGUACAUGACUAAGACAAACCUUAAAAUAAGGCGCUCUGAUGUGUUGAUGAAGGGAGGAAGCACCAAAUACUGGUCAGGGAAUUCGGAAUUUCAUUUUUAUUCUGUAAACAUAGGAGGAUUUUUAAAAUUAAAAACUGGUGAUAUGAUAAGUAUCCAGGUAUCAAACCCAUUGUUACUGGAUUCAUCACAAGAAGCAACUUACUUUGGGGCAUUUAAAGUAAGGGAUUUAGACUGAAUCUUUUAAUGUGCUGAAAUUUUGGGGGGUUUGGGGGGGGUUGUUGUCCAGACACAACUUGAAGACAAAGAUGAAAAUCUUUUGCAACCCAAUUGCAUCUGUAUAAAAAUAUAUCUCUAAAGGCACAUUUUGCCCUGUGCUGAUUCUAGCAACAGUUUCAUAAAUCAAGGAUAUAAUUUUAUAGAUCUCCUGAUUCAGACUUAUGCUAAUUUUACUUCCUAUGUUUCCAUUGGCUUUGGUAGAGUCAUUAUGAUUUUACAUUGAUGUAGUUGAAAGUAGAGCAAUUAAUAUUACUCUAUUUGUUUCCACACCCUGACCGUACUUCAUAGCCUGUGCUACUCUUGCUAGUAUUGGUACAAACAGGGCAGGGCAGAAACUGGCUUCCAGAUUGCAUUUGGUGCUCAGAUUUGUUUGGGGCUGAGCAUUCUGACCCUGAGGCAGCAAAGAUUGUGAACGUAUGACUAAUUGCAUUGCAUUUGAUGUGGUUUUUCACAUGUUUAGUUAAGCAGGUUCUUGCUUUUCUGGAUUAAGGUUGGAGCUUUCAAGUCCCGGCAGAAAUGAGUUGUACAACACCUAAACAGUUCAAAUUAAGUUUUUAUCUGACUAAAAGGGCUAUUCCAGGAAGGAGGAAGAUCAUCUGGCCUUGCAGUUCUAAAAGGUUAAUUACAGUUCAUUCUUAUUGUUGCACAGCUAAUUGCAAAUACAGAUUGCCAAAAUACAGUAUGCCUUUAAAGUAUUACAUUGUGCCAGAACCUGCAAAGACAUUUUUUAGACAAAAAAAAUAUGUAUUUUUAUAUUCUGUAAUAUCUAAAGUUAUAUUUCAGGUGUAAUGUUUUGUGUAAAGAAAAAAAAAUGUAAAUUAUAUUGUCCUAUAGUAUUUGAUACAAGAUAUUUAAAUUCUCUUGCUGUUUGUAUAUUUAAUGUUUUAUACUGUUUUUAAUGUACAGACAUGUUAAACUAGUGCACUUUUUAAUCCCAAUGGGAAAAAUUGCAGCUAAAAGAGGUUGUUUGCAAUUAGCAAAUGUAAUAUAUCUUUGUUCUUUUUAACUUAAUAGAUUUCUGUUAAACUUGUCAGUAUUACUGGGAGGAGAGGAGGGAAUUUCACAGCAAAGUCAUGAGUAAUCACACCAGAAUGCUGGUCACUGGGUGUCUUUCCAACCUGGAGGGUAAUUAACAUUACAAAGCUGGCAUGACAUUAAAAAAAAAAAAGGGCCACAGAAAUAUAUUUGGGGUAUUUAUAGUUUCUGAGCAGGCAAGUUUUCCUACAAUGAACUCUGCAAGUUACAAAUUUUGUAAUGACAUUUUUUUGGCCUAGUUUCCUGAAAAAGUGAAGCUUAUGUCAUUGCAUUGCCUGUCCUUUUCUCCCCUUGUAGCUUUUGAAACUCUGUGCCUUUCUGCCAGAUGUGGCAGAUGAAUGGCAGUGUUAAGAGGUAAUCUUACAGGAUUUUUGUGAGAACUGACAGCUGAGGAAAAACUCAGCCAUUUUACAUUAUUUGUCAGUGGCUGGCCACUGUUCAUAUUAGCCAACAAUUUAAUAUGGGGAAACUUCUAGCUAGCCGCUACAUGUGUUGUUUCUUGUAUAGUUGCUUGGCCAAAAAUGGUAGGUGGUAGGAAUCUGAGGGUGGGUAUGGGAAAGGUGGGGGUUGAGCUGCAAAUACUACCGAUGAUAUUUAGGGCACAUCUAGGCAGGGAACAACAGUUGGUGAGGAGGGGAUGAGAGAGGCUUUAGGAGUAUUUGGGUACUCUUAGGAUGAUGUGGGGGAAGCCUACUGUUCAUCAAUGCAGUAGGAAUCACAGAAGGCAAAGGGCUCAUCUACAAGAAAUGAGGCUUCAUACAAAUCCUCAGACUUCUUUUUUUUUUUAUAAUUAAUGGAUUUGAAUUCAAGCAAUUAUUUUAUACUGUGUAUGUAAUAAUGUAAUAAACAUUUCUUUUUAAU
Phasianus colchicus (ring-necked pheasant) is the source of this 3637-nucleotide messenger RNA. It is a transcript of the gene TNFSF11, whose product is annotated as TNF superfamily member 11. NCBI's taxonomy places the organism in Eukaryota, Metazoa, Chordata, Aves, Galliformes, Phasianidae. Gene Ontology annotation, biological process: immune response. Gene Ontology annotation, cellular component: membrane. Gene Ontology annotation, molecular function: tumor necrosis factor receptor binding. The record is from RefSeq and is a predicted model, not a curated record.